Messenger RNA from Colletotrichum abscissum, 1305 nucleotides. RefSeq names its product cyclin-K. The record is from RefSeq and is a predicted model, not a curated record. The transcript has 2 exons. NCBI's taxonomy places the organism in Eukaryota, Fungi, Ascomycota, Sordariomycetes, Glomerellales, Glomerellaceae. Gene Ontology annotation, molecular function: cyclin-dependent protein serine/threonine kinase activator activity. Gene Ontology annotation, cellular component: cyclin/CDK positive transcription elongation factor complex; nucleus. Gene Ontology annotation, biological process: regulation of transcription by RNA polymerase II; positive regulation of DNA-templated transcription, elongation. Bases 1 to 1305 code for a protein of 434 amino acids.
AUGGCUAGUAUCGAUCGCUAUCGGCCUUCCAGAGAGGCCUACCAGCCUCCCACGCUCCCCCCGGGUCCGCCUCGACCAGACCGGCAAUCCAGAUCUCCCGGGCGUCGUCUUGAUGUGCCACCUGCAGUUCCAUCUCCCCCGACACACUCAUCGCGGACCUCGCCGCCGCGCCCUCAUUCUCAGCGAGACACGCGCUCACCCCAGCGGUCAAGGGCGCAAACACCAGGACCUCCGCCCAAUCAGUGGUACUUCACCCCCGACGAGACCCUGAGCACACCGAGUAUUCUAGAUGGCAUUUCACCGGCAGAGGAGCGCCUACGACGCGCGAAGGGUGUCAACUUCAUAUAUCAGGCCGGAGUUCUUCUCGACUUGCCCCAAAUCACCCUUUGGGUUGCAGGUGUCUUCUUCCACCGGUUCUAUAUGCGAUACAGUAUGGUUGAAGAGAAGAACGGCAUCCACCACUACAACAUUGCAGCCACUGCGCUCUUUCUCGCGAAUAAGACAGAAGAAAACUGUCGGAAGACAAAGGAAAUCAUCAUCACAGUGGCGAAGGUCGCCCAAAAGAACCCCAAGCUAAUGAUAGAUGAGAUGAGCAAGGAGUACUGGCGGUGGAGAGACAGCAUUCUCAUGUACGAGGAGUUGAUGCUGGAAUACCUCACAUUCGACCUCAUGGUGGAGAACCCUUACCAGCGUCUAUUCGAGCUUCUCGGUCAACUCGAAAUAGUUCACAACAAACAUCUGAGGCAGUCAGCUUGGGCGUUCUGCAGCGACGCCUGCCUUACCUCCAUCCCUCUACUGCUCGAAGCACGCGACGUUGCCAUCAGUGCCAUUUUCUUUGCCAGUAUACACACACAGCAGAAGAUCGAAGAUGUCAACGGCGAACCGUGGUGGAGGGCACUGAAAGGAAACGAAGACAAGUGUGCCAAGGCCAUCGACAUUGUCCGACAGUUCUACACUGAGAACCCGCUCCGUAAACAGAACCCGUCACUGCCAUCACCAGCUUUUGACCUGGCCAAUACUAGACAGCCAAGGGAUCAGAUGAGCCAGGAUGCUCUCUCCUCUACAGCAGGCACGCCUUUUGAGCUGGAUAGAGGAACGCAGAGCCCAAGAGCUAGGGCUAAUGGUCGCGAUGACGUCACUAAUACUGAGUCUGGCUCGCAGGCCACGCUUAAGGAGCCAGAGAGAGCGAAUGGCAAUAACCUGGCGUCCCCAGGAAAGAGGAAGGAGCUUGACUCGGAUUCCGAGGGCAGAGAACAGAAGCGGGCACGACUGUCCGAUGAAGAUGAAGGGGAGGUCUUGGACUAG